AUGGGCAACAUCUGCGGAAAGACCGAGUCAGACAAUUUCUCCUCACCGGGCCGCACGGUCGACUCUGUCCCACCUGAUCCAUCUGUCCCGAAGACCGCCCCCGUGCCGCGAAAGGUCGGAGGCCCGCCACGCACUCUCGGAGGCGGUUCUGACAGCCUGCCGAAGCCCACGGCUGGGACUGGGGACACCGAGGCCCGCAGGAAGGCUGCCGAGGCUGCAGAGGCACGCGCAAAAGCAGCAAACAAGCCAGGUGGUAAACUGCAGUCACAGCUGAACGCGCAGAAAAAGCAAACCAGAACAGACACGCUACAGGAGAGCAGCCACCAGGAGUUACGUUCACGCGAAGCAGAUGAGGCCGCGAAAAUGCGAAAUUGGGACUGA
Molecule: messenger RNA, 381 nt
Organism: Clonostachys solani
Lineage: Eukaryota; Fungi; Ascomycota; Sordariomycetes; Hypocreales; Bionectriaceae
Source: the annotation of a GenBank genome assembly